UGCAAUGCCAUGUAGAUCGCGACUGCAACGAUGCGCGCCAAACUCAAGCUGCAAUGGUUUUUGGUGCCUUUAAUUUUGACACUUUAUCUCAGCGGUUUUUUUCUGUACAAAACCGCGCCGGUGCAAGUGAUCGCGGUGAGGACCACGAGUCAUACCACUCAAGCGUCGAUUUCUUUCGCGCCUUUAAGACAUGUGACCAAAUCGCUGGCCGAACUGGAUAAGAUGGAUGAGAUUUCGAAGAAUUUUUUGUUCUUCAAUCAUGUGCCAAAGUGCGGUUCGGAAGUGCUGAUUUUGCUGCUGCAGAAAAUGCAGGGGUUCAAUAAUUUUAGACACGUGAGAUUGAAAGGUGGCAGUAAGAGGAAGUUAAACAGAUUGCAACAGGAAGAAUUGGUAGAAGAAUUCUACGAUAUUCUACGAAAACAACCUGUUCGUUUGAGUUUCGAUAGACAUACUUAUUUUGUAAAUUUUACAUCUUUUGAUAAACAGUCACCUACCUACAUAAAUUUAAUCAGGGACCCAAUUGAUAAAAUUGUAUCAAGAUCGCCAGGUAAAAAUGGUAAGGGAAGUAAUGAGUAUUAUUAUAAAUGCCUAAUGAAGAAAAAAGGUGAUUGUAACUUUAAAAAUGGACUGUCUUAUGAUUUAAGUAUUCCCUAUUUUUGUGGACAAGAUAGUAGAUGCAUGAUAUUAAACAAUGACUGGGCAUUAAAAACAGCCAAAGAAAACGUACAGAGAUAUUUUGAAGUUGUUGGAGUUUUGGAAGAAUUAAACUCCACUUUGGAAGUUUUGGAGAAUAAACUACCGAAUUUUUUUAAAGGAGUACAAAAGCACUAUCAAACGUAUCUUCUAAGUAAUUUUAAGAAUAAAAAACCCAUUAAAGUUCCUAAUCGAAUAAGAAAAAAGUUAAAGGAUACCUUAAGGACGGAGUAUGAUUUUUAUGACUGGAUUAAGGGAAGAUUGUUUGGUCAACUGCAGAUUUUAUAUGGAGACCAUCAAUCGCAUUAAAAAUCAUUUAGAUCGCUUAAACUAUUCGUAAACGUUACCA
This is a messenger RNA of Brassicogethes aeneus, 1042 nucleotides long. NCBI's taxonomy places the organism in Eukaryota, Metazoa, Arthropoda, Insecta, Coleoptera, Nitidulidae. The record is from the annotation of a GenBank genome assembly.